AUGUCGUCUCCAAGAGUGGUCUAUAUCAACCUUCCCAGCAAAGACAUCGACGCCUCCAAACGCUUCGCAUCCGCGCUCGGCCUGAUCAAAAAAUUCGAUGGCGGCCGUGACGGUAUGAGAUCCGCUAGCUUCGCCUACUCCGAUUCUGUCCAUAUAUUCUACCACUCCCACGAAACCUGGGAGCGAUGGCUAUUCCAGGGUCGCAAAACCGCGGACGCACAUCAAGUCACGCAGUCACUGAUCAGCCUAGGCGCUGAAUCCCCAGAGGAAGUGGAGAGUUUGGUAGGGAAGGCCAUUGGGGCGGGCGGGAAGAGGGGGCCGAGGAUGGUGCCGGAAGAAGAGAAGUGGGGAAUGUACUCGCGCACAGUGGAGGAUCCGGACGGGCACGUAUAUGAGAUUGUCUAUUCGAGCCACCAGGGAGAUUGUGGAGUAUAG
Ophidiomyces ophidiicola is the source of this 435-nucleotide messenger RNA. RefSeq lists its product as uncharacterized. The record is from RefSeq and is a predicted model, not a curated record. Lineage: Eukaryota; Fungi; Ascomycota; Eurotiomycetes; Onygenales; Onygenaceae. Bases 1 to 435 code for a protein of 144 amino acids. The transcript has a single exon.